CAGUGCAGUGGAUUAGGCAGCAUGAUGAAGGGUGUGUGUGGAAUAUUCGUCAUCCUUUUCUCCACUGCUGUGUGGGCAAAAAAGAUGCGCUGGUGUAUAGUGUCAGAGCCAGAGCGAAGGAAAUGUGCAGACCUGGCUAAAGUACUAGGAGCUGCUUUUCCUCCUGCAGCCACAAUGUACAGCCAGCUGUCUUGUGUGAGAGCCUCCAGCACUGUCGACUGCCUCAGUAAGAUACGGGACAAUAAAGCUGACCUUGUGAGUCUGGAUGCUGGAGAGGUUUACUCUGCAGUAAAGCAGUUUGGUCUUGCAGCAGUCGCCAAAGAGGUCUACAGUGAUGGUACCUGUAUCCUGGCAGUGGCAGUAGUGAGAGAAACAAGCUUGAUAGACAUCCAUUCUCUUAAGGGAACUACGAGCUGUCACAGUGGAGCUCGCUGGACUUCAGGCUGGAAUUUGCCUUUAGGGCAGCUGCUUUUCCACAACCUACUGCCCUGGGCUGAAGGACAGCCCCUCACUCAAGCUGUCAGUGCCUUCUUCAAUGCCAGCUGUGUGCCUGGAGCUGGUACCAUGCCAUUCAACAACCUGUGCUCCAAGUGCCAGGGUCAGAGGUCAUACAUCUCACAGAGGAACUUUUACUGCGAGACAUCCCAUAAUGAACCAUUCUAUCAUAACCAAGGGGCACUCAGAUGCCUGAAGUCUGGAGCAGGAGAUGUGGCCUUUGUGGAUCAUACAGCCCUGGACAGUAUAGAUGACAGCGUGAAGGAUGAAUACAGGUUACUGUGUCCAGAUGGCACUCGAGCUCCACUGAGCAGUUUCAGAAAGUGCAAUUUCGGUCAUGGCCCUGGUGGAGCUGUGGUUACACGUAUAAACAACCAAAACCUUGCUCGCAAGUUCCUGUCAGCAAUUCAGACAGCGUUUGGCUGGAAGGGAAGAGAGAAUCAUCGUUUCCAGCUUUUUGAUUCAUCGGCUUAUGGUGUUGGUGAUUUGCUGUUCAGAGACGUCACUGAUAAACUGUCCAUAUUGCAACAAGGCAAAGACAUUACUCAGGUUCUGGGCCUGGACUAUGUUGCUUUGCUCAAGGGGUUAAGACAUGAAGGUAGCUCUCUGGAGGACAGUGUGGUGAGAUGGUGCUGCAUAAGUCAUGCUGAACAGGAGAAAUGUGAGCAGUGGGCUCUUAGCAUAAAGUCCGAUCCUCUUGUAUGUGUGAGCGCUUCAUCUAUGACUGACUGCAUUGAGAAGAUCAAGAGAGAUAAAGUGGAUGCUGUGUCCCUGGAUGCUACUCAUGCCUUUAUAGCAGGGAAAUGUGGCCUUGUGCCUGUAGUGACUGAAUAUUAUGGGACAAAGUGUGAAUUCACUGGCGGAGAACCUUUAGAGGCUAAAGACUUGUUAUCAGUAUACGGUGUGGCAGUGGCACGACAUUCCAGUAAAAGCGUGUAUGUUGGGAAUCUCGGAGGCCGACGCUCCUGCCAUGGUCAUAUGUACAGUCCUGCCGGCUGGGUUCUACCUGUCCAACACUCACUGAACUCAAAGCAUAACAACAGCGUCCUCUGUGAUCCAAACAAAGUGUACUCUGAGGUGUUUUGGAAGGGCUGUAUGCCAGGCGCUGAAGGCAGUCUGUGUAAGGUGUGUGUUGGUGGAACAGAGGAAACUGCCACCAAACGAUGCUCCAACAACCACAAUGAGCGCUACUAUGGAAAUAUGGGAGCUCUGAGGUGUCUGGUUGGCGAUCCCAGUGCAAAAAGCUACGGAGAUGUGGCAUUUAUGGAUCAUCACAACCUAGAGAGCAACAUUGAAUAUCUGAACAGCAGUGGCUGGGCCAAGGGCUGGGUUGCUGGGGAUUUUGAGUUGUUGUGUGCGGAUGGACAACGGGCUUCACUGACUGAGUGGAAGAACUGUAACCUGGGAUCCAUCCCGCCCAACAUUGUUAUGACACGACCUGUAUUGGCUGCUCGUAUCUAUGACUUCCUCAUAAAGUCACAGAAGACACAUCCAGAUUCUGAGUUCCAUCUGUUUGAGUCUCACCAGUAUGGUGAAAGGGAUCUGCUCUUUAAAGAUGCCACACGGUGUCUGGUCCACACUAGUCACAUGGACUAUCGCACCAUACUAGGAGAGGAUUUCUUUUCACAAGUGGAAAGCAUCUUUAACUGCACACAUUCAGAUAUUCUGCAGUUUUGCAACCAAGAUGUGUGUAGCAUUUUCUGAACAACCUGACGACAUCAUAUGGCAUCGGGAGUGUUUCAUUUUAUAAUCUCUACUGCUCAAUAAAUUACUCGGUAAAAUCUUCCUAGUACUGAUGGUGCAUAUUAUGUAAGCAAUAAAACACUUCAGGGCAUGUUGUUAUAUGAAACUAGUUAAUGUUGGAGUGACAUGAUGCAGCCAGACUCAAAGCAGAGGAUUGUUACCAGCCCAAACUGAACUAUUUUCCAGUAACAGCACAUCCUGAAGCGUUUCAUUACUCACAUAAUUUUAUUCAUUACACUAUUGUAUUGCUCUUAACUGCAGUAAGUUGCCAAUGAUUACAAUAUUUAAUUUAUUAAUUAACAUUUUUUAAAACAAUUUCUAGUUUAUGAUGUGGAACAAGAAGACAAAUAAGUUCCUGUUAUCACUAAUGCUAUAACAGAUAUAAACAAUAAUUCCAUCACUAGCUUUGCUUAUUCUCUCUUGAACUUAAUAAGACAAAAUACACAGCAUGUUACUGGGAAACCAGAAGAUGCAAAGUCCUCUGUCCUCAACACUUUCUUUCUUGGAAAACCUGCUGAGUGUUAAAAAGUUACUCCUCCCAUAAAUGUUUAAAAAGCAAGUUGAAUAAAACU
Molecule: messenger RNA, 2810 nt
Organism: Neoarius graeffei (lesser salmon catfish)
Lineage: Eukaryota; Metazoa; Chordata; Actinopteri; Siluriformes; Ariidae
Gene: sxph
Product: saxiphilin
Exons: 17
Coding region: 22-2199 (725 amino acids)
Biological process (GO): iron ion transport
Cellular component (GO): plasma membrane; early endosome; recycling endosome
Source: RefSeq, a predicted model, not a curated record